AUGAUUUAAUCAUAGGUUAUUUAGCAAUAAUAAGGAAUAUAGCAAAUUCCUAUCACAUACUUGUAAGGCUAUACCAAAGAGAUAGUAGCUUAAUGCAAUCAGGUUCAGAUGAUAUAUUGUCCUCAAGUGGAUGCAAAUGAUGUAAUAGUUGAUGAAAAAAUAAAUUGCAUUAUUCCUCCUAACUCAAACAACGUAGGAGGGCUUUAUAUCGGAAACUACUAAGCAGCCCUUCAAGCGAAUCUUUUGCUUUAAAAUAAUAUAAAAGCUGUUUUGACAGCUUCUAAAGAAACUCCUAUCUAGUAUUAGUCUAGUUUAGUGCCUUUUUAUUUGUAAUUAGACAUGAGUGAUAGUGGUGAGUUAAUUCUUGAAUCAUAUUUUUAACCAUCCUUCGAAUUUAUAGAAAAUGGAAUGAAAUUUGGAAAUGUUCUAGUCCAUUGUCACAUGGGUAUUUCAAGAUCUUCUGCUAUAAUUCUUGGUUAUUUGAUGUAUUCUAGGCAAUGGACUCUUGAAAAGGCAUUGUGGGUUUUAAAAGUAAAAAGACCUAUUGCAAAUCCUAAUCCAGGAUUUAUGGAUAAUCUCUUUGCUUAUGAGUUAAAAUUAUUUGGUAAAAACAGUUUAGUGGCUUAAGAAAAGAAGCAAUCAACUCUCCCUCCUUUCUUAAAGGAAAUAUUAAAAAAAUCUCCUGCUAAAGUGGUACGUGAUCAUUAAAUAGUUCAUAGAGAAUAAUAAGAAGAGUAUAUUCCUCUCAAUAAGUCUUAUCAUAUUGAAGAAGUUCCUCCAGACUCAGUCAAUCAUUCUUCUUCUAAUUUAAAUACUUCAUAUUUAUCUACAGGGAAAAAAAUUAAUAUUCUUUCAGUUUCCCCUUCUAAAAACACAUCUUUCAUGGUAAAUUCCUUAGCACCUCCACUCAACAUAUCUCCUCGUAUUAUGUGA
Molecule: messenger RNA, 933 nt
Organism: Tetrahymena thermophila SB210
Lineage: Eukaryota; Ciliophora; Oligohymenophorea; Hymenostomatida; Tetrahymenidae
Product: dual specificity phosphatase domain protein
Exons: 3
Biological process (GO): protein dephosphorylation; negative regulation of MAPK cascade
Cellular component (GO): cytoplasm
Molecular function (GO): protein tyrosine/threonine phosphatase activity; MAP kinase tyrosine/serine/threonine phosphatase activity
Source: RefSeq, a predicted model, not a curated record